Haliotis rubra (blacklip abalone) is the source of this 518-nucleotide messenger RNA. RefSeq lists its product as uncharacterized. The transcript has 3 exons. The record is from RefSeq and is a predicted model, not a curated record. The coding region runs from base 30 to 518 and encodes 162 amino acids. NCBI's taxonomy places the organism in Eukaryota, Metazoa, Mollusca, Gastropoda, Lepetellida, Haliotidae.
CUCAGUGUUAACUCAGUAAGCUGGGGACUAUGUUCUACAAUGUGGCUGCAGGAUUGUACUUGUGUGGUCUCGUGUCUGCCACGACAGGAUCUGAUUAUAUCGUUGCACGUGUUGGUCAUAACGUGACCAUCUCCCUCAACACGUCCCAGGCUGGACAAGAGUAUAAAGUCGGCGUGGAAGUUAAUCUUACAGAAUUUCUCUUUUUAAAAACUGACACUGAGCUUAACAUUGUGCACAACAGCCAUACAUGGUACAGAGACAGAGACAUCCCAGCGAACAUCACCCCAUCAGAGUUCCGGUUUACACUGUAUAAUGUCACUACAGAGGACGCAGGUCUCUACGAAUGUCGGACGUUUGACACAAACAAGGGGAUACCUGGCUGUGACCAGCUUCUCGUUGUGGCACAGAAACCUUCACAGCCGAGCAUCACUGGAUCUACAUCAGCUGACUCAGGUGGGCGUGUCACCCUGACAUGCUCCUCCUCUUCUCAGAGUCUCCCCCCCCGGACCACCCUCUGA